AUGGGGAUCCGCUUCUCCAGCAUCCCCACGCUGCCCCGCGGAGGGCAGGGCCGUCUGCACCGCGCCCGCCACCACCACCUCAAAGAUUCCAUAGGUGGGUCAUUUUCAACUUCCUCCCACCGAUGCCACCACAAGCAGAAGCACUGUCUCCCCAUCUCACAGUGUGGAACUCUGUCCAUCAGCCCUCUGCUUUUCCAUCCUCACACAAAGGGAUCCCAGAUCAUCAUGGACACGACACAGAAGGCAGUGAAGCGCCAGGCUAGUUUCUGCAAUGCCAUCACCUUCAGCAACAGGCCCAUUGUAAUUUAUGAACAAGUCAGGCUUAAGAUCACUAAAAAGCAGUGUUGCUGGAGCGGAGCUCUGCGACUUGGAUUUACUUCCAAGGAUCCAUCGAGGAUUAACCCUGACACUCUGCCGAAGUACGCCUGCCCUGAUUUGGUUUCCCAAAGUGGUUUUUGGGCCAAGGCUCUGCCAGAAGAGUUUGCAAACGAGGGAAACAUCAUAGCCUUCUGGGUGGACAAGAAGGGACGGGUUUUUUAUCGGGUGAACGACUCCACUGCAAUGCUCUUCUUCAGCGGGGUGAGGACGGCAGAGCCCCUCUGGGCUUUGAUUGAUGUCUACGGACUCACCCGCGGAGUGCAGCUCUUAGACAGUGAGAUCAUUCCUCCUGACUGCCUGCGGCCACGCUCCUUCACCGCUAUCCGCCGGCCCUCGCUGCGGCGGGAGACAGAGGACACACGCCUCUCCGUCAGCCUCUGCGACCUCAACCUGCAGGAGGAGACCUUCCAUGUGACGGCCACCACCUGCCCCAUCCCGCAGAACUCCCUCAACUCCCAGCAUUCCCACCUUCUCCCCUCCCAGCUGGAGAGUGACCUCCGCUUCCACCAUCUCCGAGGACCCCACGUCAAAAUACUCGAUGACCAAACUGUGGCCCGUCUGGAACACGCCCGGGAGGAGAGGACUUUGGUUUUCACCAGCAGACCUCUUCGGAUCAACGAAACCAUUUUUGUUAAAAUCAACAAGUCCAACGCCGUGCGCAUGGGGACACUGUCCUACGGGGUCACGUCCUGUGACCCCAGCACCUUGCGCCCCAGCGACCUCCCCUAUAACCCCGAGUCCUUGGUGGACCGAAAGGAGUUCUGGGCGAUCUGCCGAGUCGUGGUGCCCCUCCAGAGUGGAGACAUCCUGGGAUUUAUGGUGAAUACGGAUGGUGAGCUGCAUUUGAGUCACAACGGCGCCAGCACUGGCAUGCAGGUCUGCGUGGACUGUUCCCAGCCCCUCUGGAUGUUCUUCGUUUUACAUGGUGCCGUCAUGCAGAUUCGAUUGUUGGGUUCCACCAUAUUAGCCGAGCGGCUGGGACUGUCCACACCAAGCUCGCCCACAUCGACCCCCAAUUCUCCCACUGUCCUCUGCAGCGGUGUCUCUGACCCCAUUUUGUCUACAUGUGGCUCUGGCCCCCUCUGCAGCUCUAUCAGUGGCACAGCUCCCAACUCUCCAAUCAGCUUGCCUGAGUCACCCAUCUCCCCAUCCAUCUCAGGGCCCUGGGGAGAUGAAUGCACCAUCUGCUACGAGAACAUGGUAGACACCGUCAUUUACUCCUGUGGACACAUGUGUCUCUGCUAUUCAUGUGGGUUGAAGCUCAAGAAGAUGGCCAACGCUUGCUGCCCCAUCUGCAGACGAGCCAUCAAAGAUAUCAUCAAAACAUACCGCAGCACUUAG
Messenger RNA from Indicator indicator, 1719 nucleotides. RefSeq names its product neuralized E3 ubiquitin protein ligase 1 (gene NEURL1). Gene Ontology annotation, biological process: nervous system development; negative regulation of Notch signaling pathway. The transcript is spliced from 6 exons. Gene Ontology annotation, cellular component: postsynaptic density; plasma membrane. Lineage: Eukaryota; Metazoa; Chordata; Aves; Piciformes; Indicatoridae. The coding region runs from base 1 to 1719 and encodes 572 amino acids. Gene Ontology annotation, molecular function: ubiquitin protein ligase activity. The record is from RefSeq and is a predicted model, not a curated record.